This is a messenger RNA of Salvia hispanica, 774 nucleotides long. RefSeq lists its product as uncharacterized. Gene Ontology annotation, molecular function: electron transfer activity. The record is from RefSeq and is a predicted model, not a curated record. NCBI's taxonomy places the organism in Eukaryota, Viridiplantae, Streptophyta, Magnoliopsida, Lamiales, Lamiaceae.
UAAACCCGCCAAACCUUAAUAAUUCUCCGAUAUGCAAAUUUACCAACCAACUAAAGAAAAAAAAAAGACACAUAACAAAAAUAACAAGUAUAUAAACCCUAAACCCCUCCCUCCUUGAAACACUCAAUCUUAAGCUAACAACCCUUCAAUUAGCUCAAAACAAAAGAAAAAAUGGCAGCAAAAUGCACUCUUCUUGUUCUUGUUCUCAUAUCGACAUCGAUCUUGAGCAUUGCCGAUGCUAACAAGAACUGGGGCAACGGCGGCGCAGGUGGUUUCUGGGGCUACAGCCCCAGAAACAUGACCUACACCUCCAACACAUUGGUCGUUGGCGGAUCCCAAAACUGGCGCUUCGGCUUCAACUACACCGACUGGUCCAUCAAGAAUGCCCCCUUCUUCUUGAAUGACACCUUAGUGUUCAAGUACGACCCGCCAAACGACACCACAUUCCCACACAGUGUUUACCUGCUGAGCGAUUUCCAGAGUUUCCAAAACUGUGAUCUGAGGAGAGCCAAGAAGAUUGGGGAUGUGAAUGAGGGAGGAGGAGACGGCUUCCGGUUCGUGUUGAAGAGGUGGCAGCCGUACUACUUUGCAUGCGGGCAGCACCACGGCAUCCACUGCAAAGUUGGGCUUAUGAAAUUCGCAGUCUGGCCCUUGAUCCGCUCCUUCUAUUGAUCCAAACACACUAAUUUUGUAACAAACAAUAAUUAUACAUCAUUAAUUAUGUUUUGUAUGCCCUUUUUGCUUUUGUUUCUUUCCCUCCAUUUUGUAGCUCAA